Lynx canadensis (Canada lynx) is the source of this 1775-nucleotide messenger RNA. RefSeq names its product tRNA methyltransferase 10B (gene TRMT10B). Gene Ontology annotation, cellular component: nucleus; nucleoplasm. Gene Ontology annotation, molecular function: tRNA binding. The record is from RefSeq and is a predicted model, not a curated record. Bases 79 to 1029 code for a protein of 316 amino acids. Lineage: Eukaryota; Metazoa; Chordata; Mammalia; Carnivora; Felidae. The transcript is spliced from 9 exons. Gene Ontology annotation, biological process: tRNA N1-guanine methylation.
AGUUGGCCCGGAGGCGGGGCCUGACGUGCGCCGCCGAGACUGCGCGAGGUGAGGGAUUCAGGACAGAAGACUAAGCACAUGGACUGGAAAUUGGAAGGGAGUGCUCGGAAAACAGACUCACGCGUGCUGCAGGAGCAAGAAGUCAUCCUAGAGGACACAGGUGAAGACAGCAUCUCUGAAAGCUUCCAGCUUCUACAGAUUGAUGUGGAAUGUGAGCAUCUGGAGGGAGACACACUACCCACAGGCAGUGCAAUGUGGUGCUCAAAAAAUGUCCAAAGAAAACAGAGACACUGGGAAAAGAUAGUUGCAGCAAAGAAGAGCAAAAGAAAGCAAGAAAAAGAAAGAAGAAAGGCCAAUCGUGUAGAAAAUUCAGGCAUCUGCCCCCAGCACAGCAAACGUUUUCUGAGAUCCUUAACCAAGGAGAGACUUUUGGAAGCCAAACACUCAGGACCAAGACUCUGUAUUGAUUUGAGUAUGACCCACCACAUGUCUAAGAAGGAGUUAAGUAGACUGGCUGGACAGAUCCGAAGGUUGUAUGGUUCAAAUAAAAAAGCUGACAGGCCAUUUUGGAUCUACCUCACUGGAUUCACAACAGACAGUCACCUGUAUGAAGAGUGUUUGAGGAUGAAUGAUGGAUUUUCUAGUUACCUGCUAGACAUAACAGAGGAAGACUGCUUUAGUUUAUUUCCUCUGGAAACCCUUGUGUACCUGACUCCUGAUUCAGAACAUGCUCUUGAAGAUGUUGAUCUAAACAAAGUUUACAUCCUUGGUGGACUUGUGGACGAAAGCAUCCAGAAGAAGGUGACAUUUCAAAAAGCCCAAGAGCACUCUGUCAAGACAGCCCGCUUGCCAAUCCAGGAAUACAUGGUCAGAUGCCAGAAUCGGAAAAACUAUCAUUCAGAGAUCUUGGCCAUCAAUCAAGUCUUUGAUAUCCUAUCUGCAUACUUUGAGACUCAAAACUGGCCUGAAGCAUUGAAGAAAGGAGUUUCUUCCAGAAAAGGCUACGUUCUUCAGAACUCAGUGGAGUGAUGGACAGACAGCCUAAGAAGUUGCAGGGGUGGGGAAGUUGCUGAAGGUGCCUUGACCAAAAAGCGGAGCAGAGGGUGGCGAUGGCACACACUUGCCUUUACUUGACAUCUUGGAUCUUCACUAGAAUAUAAGUUACUAAUAACAGGGACCACAUUUUACACUCUUUUCUAUCUCCGAGUGCCUGGCUCACAGGAAGAGCCCAGAUAUAUGACUAAGUAAAAAGUUUACAUAACCAGGAAUUAGCCCAAAACUACAUGGCUUUGGAUGUAUUAAUUCAUCUUUUAUGUACCUAUUUGUGAAAUACCUAUUCUUUAGAGAUAGCUUAAAUAAUUAAAUAAUUAUUAUUAUAUCGAGUUUAAUUUUCACUCAACUGGUAUCAUCAAGUUGUAGCACUUUCUCCAGCCUCCUCUGUUCAUGGUGAUUUUCCCCAACUCAGCGAUACACUCUAUGUGUUUUGCAGGAUCCUAACCUAGCCCUGCUUUAAGCCCCCAUAGCACUUUGCUCCCACUUGUAGCUCCCACCCGGUCUCUCCUGCUCUGAGUAUGGAGUGGAGGGUUUCUCUCUUCCUAAAGGUAGCCUCCUAACAGGACACUUUGUGGGAGUAUCUUUGUAUCUUUCUGAGCCUUGUGCAAACUAGUUUCUUCAUAUAUAUUUAUAAUCAACAGGCAGAAUUGAAGAGCAAAAAUACAGUAUUGGUAAGUCUAACUUAAAAAUAACCAGAAAACAAAAAAAGUAACCAGAAAAUA